Salvia splendens (bonfire salvia) is the source of this 2158-nucleotide messenger RNA. RefSeq names its product monoacylglycerol lipase ABHD6. NCBI's taxonomy places the organism in Eukaryota, Viridiplantae, Streptophyta, Magnoliopsida, Lamiales, Lamiaceae. Bases 619 to 2019 code for a protein of 466 amino acids. The transcript is spliced from 4 exons. The record is from RefSeq and is a predicted model, not a curated record. Gene Ontology annotation, molecular function: catalytic activity.
UGAGGAUUAUGUUAUGUUUGAGUGAUAUUAGUCUAUAUUUAAGUUUUUUUAAUGUUACAUUGUUUUAGUUUUUUUUGGGUCUUAGGUAUAAUAAUUUUUUACCAAUAGAAUAAAUCAUAGAAACUGACUAUCUAUAACAUUUUGAAAUUAAUGCAUUGCACAUUCAUCUCGAACUUCAUCACUUACAUAUAUUUCAUGCAAAGAAAGCACCCAGAGUCAAAAGUUGCAAUAGGGUACGUAGUUCGUCGCCGGCGAAGACAAAGGCGGUGGCGCCAAAUAAUGGUUUCCUAUUUUCAGGUAAAAAUAAAUACAUGGAAGAUGAAAAUGACUCUCUAAUUAGUGGAUUAAAUUGUGGUUGGAUAGAAAUCCCCAUCCACGACUAAAAAUAGCUCUCUCACCAAAUCCAUCAUCUCUAUCUCUCCAUUCCAGCUUAGCUUUUUUCCAUCACACAGAAAAAAGAAAGAGAGAGAGAAUUCCAUUUCCCCGCAUACAUAUUUGCAUGUGUAUGUGCCUGUAUGUAUGUUCUUUUCACCCCAUACACACCCUCACAUAAUUUUAUAAUAUAGAGAGAGAGAGAGACAUAGAGAGGGGAAUUAUUUAAAAAUAAAAUAAAAUAAAAUGGCCCGUUGCCUGAGCCUGACCGGGUCAGCGGACUUCCUGUACCGGAGCUUCUUCUCAUACUCGGGGCUGCGGUCGAUGAAAAGCGACCUCCAAGACGGGACGGUGAUGCACUGCUGGGUGCCGAAGAGCCACAAGGCGUCGAAGCCGAGCCUCCUCCUGGUGCACGGGUUCGGCGCCAACGCCAUGUGGCAGUACGGCGACCUCCUCCACCACCUGAUGCCGCGGUACAACAUCUACGUCCCCGACCUCCUCUUCUUCGGGGAGUCGUGGACGCAGCGCCCGGACCGCUCGGAGGCCUUCCAGGCGCGCUGCCUCAUGCGCCUCAUGGAGCUGCACGGGGUGCGCCGCCUCAGCCUCGUCGGGAUCAGCUACGGCGGCUUCGUCAGCUACAGCAUGGCCGCGCAGUUCCCCGAGGCGGUCGAGAAGGUGGUGCUCUGCUGCUCCGGGGUGUGCCUCGAGGAGAAGGAUCUCAGGGAGGGCUUUUUCCAGGUCGCGGAUUUGGAUGAGGUGGCCGGCAUUCUCAUGCCCCAGACGCCGGAGAAGCUCAGGGAGUUGAUCAAGUUUGCCUUUGCCAAGCCGGUCAACGGCCUCCCUUCCUGCUUCCUCUCUGAUUAUAUCGACGUUUUCUGUACAGAAUUUAUUACUCAAAAAAAGGAACUAAUUCGUGCAUUAACUGCCGACAGAAAGCUCGAUAAAAUUCCCAAGAUAGAACAGCCAACGUUGAUAUUAUGGGGAGAGCAGGACAAAAUCUUCCCUCUGGAAUUGGGAUACAGGCUCCAAAGGCACAUAGGUGACAAUGCAAAAAUAGAAGUGAUAAAGAAUGCUGGACAUGCUUUGAACAUUGAGAAACCAAGGGAGUUUGCUAAGCAUUUGAAAGCAUUUCUGAUUGAAACAAGUUCGACCCCAAGAUCAAUUUCGAGUUCAGCACUGAGCCUGAAUUGGAGCUGGAGUUGGAGCUCGCCCUCGAGUUCCAAUUCGAAUUCGAGUACAACCUCUAACCCUUACUCUCUCUCAUAUUUCCGACAGAAGAGUUUCUUCUGGGCUGGCACAAGCCCAAGCUCAAGCCCAAGCCAAAUUCCAGGCUCAGACCCAAGCUCAAGCCCAAGCCAAAUUCUAGGCCCAAUCCAAAUCUCAAGCCCAACUAAAAUCUCAAGCCCGACUACAAGCCCAAGACAAAUCCCAGGCCUUAGCCAAAUUGCAGGCCCUGGUUCAAGCCCAAGCCAAAUCACAAGCACAAGUCCAGGCCAAAUCCUAGGCCCAGGCCAAAUCACAGGCCCAAGUCCAAGCCCAGGCCAAAUCUUAGGCACAAGCCAAAUCACAGGCCCAAGUCCAAGUGUAGGGCUAAUCGCAGGCCCAAGUCUAAGCCCAGGCCAAAUCGCAGGCCCAGGGCCAACUUGAUAUAUACUCUCAAACAAAAAAUAUUAGGUAGAUUUGUGAACGGAUAUUGAACAUAAUCUUUUUUUUUAUUUGACUUGUGUAUAUAGUCCACUGUAAAUUAUACACAUUAAAUUGAUAUGUAUACAUUAUUUUGGAACAA